This is a messenger RNA of Arabidopsis lyrata subsp. lyrata, 670 nucleotides long. RefSeq lists its product as uncharacterized. Bases 1 to 444 code for a protein of 147 amino acids. Lineage: Eukaryota; Viridiplantae; Streptophyta; Magnoliopsida; Brassicales; Brassicaceae. The record is from RefSeq and is a predicted model, not a curated record. The transcript is spliced from 2 exons.
AUGGGCGACACUUUCUUCCACCGGUAUCUCUUCCGAUCUAUGGUUUUCCUUCGGAUGGUGACGUUAUCCGUGUUCGUGCUUACACCGGCGACAAACAUUCACCACUUUCAUGUCAAGUGGAUAUCAGAUCCGAAGGCAGAAGCGAACCCGUCUCAUGGGACGGUAAUACCUCUGGUCGAUGAAAAAGGAACCGUUUUGUGGGAGUCUCAAGUCUAUAUACCAUGUCUCAUCCGGUCCUCCGUGGUGAAGGUCUUUUCCGGCGAAGUCGCCGAGGCAUAUCCGGAGACAACGACCACCACGAAAACCGCCAUGGAAUCAACCCACAACGGAGGAUGGAGAUGCGAUUAUGAUGCGAAUCAGAAGAUCAGAUCAACAACAAGUAUGGGUUUACGCUACAAUCACAAAACUUCAUAUCUCUUUCUUCAGGAGAGUUCCCAAAUCUAGGGUCUUGCGAUGUAACGGAUGGAUCGCAGACUUUGACUUUCGAAAGCGUAAAAGAUGGUGCAUCGAUAAAAAGAAGAUGUUUCCCAAGCUAGAGAGUCACACAAGAUUGACGGAUACGACGAAAGCAACUAAGCAUAUCAUUCGGAUUGCGGCGCUUGAACUUUUUUGCUUUUUCGUUACAAAUCUAUUUGAUUGUGUUUAUAUCCUUAUGUUUUAACAAUGUAAU